GAAGAAAAAUGCAAAGACUUAGAGAAGUCAUUGCACUGUUGCCCCACAACCACUUCCACUUCACUUUCUCUUCUCUUUCCCCACAAUGAUCCAAAUCCAAAUUUGUACCACAAUUUGAGCAGAAACACCAAGAUCCAGAUUUCACCAACUGGGAUUUUUGUGCUUCGGAGAAAUUUCAGGUUAGUUUUUUCUCUUUCCAACUAUCAAACUUGAUUUUUUUAUUUUUUUAAUAGGAUUCACAGCCUACCCUCCGCAUUAACUAUGAGAGGUUGGAUUUAACCUCUUAGUACUCGUUUUCUUUUAUUCGACUCUGCUUCAUGGUUACAUGUAAGAUGCGAUUUAGAAUGUCCUUAUGUUUGUCUAUGUGGGGUUGACUUUCAUUAUUGAUACUGAUUUUGAGAUAGAGCAAUUGGGUGUUGGAAGUUUUUGUGGCUUUUAGUUAGUUGGUAGCUGAGAAAUCUUGAACAAAUUAACAUUUAGACGUCUGGGAUCAUGAAUAUUGCAACUUUGGCUCUUGUUCUUUGUACUGUGUUUGGGUUGUUGGGUUUGGGGUAUUCAGAUUCAUUUCUGGGAGGAGGAGGAGCUGAAAUUAAAGGUGAAUAUCAAGAAUCUUUUAAGUAUGACCGAAUCAACGAAGUGGAGAAAGAAUGUAGUUUCGUGUUAUCUUCUGCUUCUGAACUGAAACCUGAAGAUAACAGAAUUUAUAGCAUUAAAGAAGAGCUCUUUUUUGUGAAUGGGGAUUGGAGGCAGGAUGAUGGUAAGGCCCCACUCAUGCCCUUUGAUGUUAGAGAAGUUCAAAUUGACAUCUCAGCUGACCGUACUCCAUUGAACUUGGUUUCGUUUUGGGUUUUGGAUGUUGAUCGUGCCCGUCGAUCAAAGAAGGCAGUAAGCAUCAGUGGGUCCUUGAUCAUGGGCAUAACUCUAGACAGCACACUUACAGAUUACGGGUUUGGGGGAAAUCCUCAGUUUCAAAUGUGGCCUGGUCAUUCUCAACUUCCAAUUUCUUUCCAAGGGAUUUACACUGAGUCCAAGAAAAAUGGUGGGGAAAGAGUGAUGUGUUUGUUGGGCAGUACAAUGUUGCCGGCUCGGGAAUCUGACGCUGCUGAUCCAUGGCAAUGGUUGAAAGCUCCUGAUGCAAAUUAUAACCAGCUUCCUCUGUUGCAGGAUGAUAGAAUUCUGCUUGUUCUUCGCUAUCCGAUGACAUUUUCCUUGACCAACAGAGCAAUCCAAGGGGAAAUGAGAAGUCUAAAUCCAAAAUCAAACGAAAAGUACUUUGAUGAAGUUCAUAUAUCAUCCCAGUUGGGAAAGUCAGCAAACUAUGAGUUUGCCUCACAGAAGAUUGUUUCAAAAGCAUGCGAUCCUUAUCCAUACAACAAUGACAGCUUUCUCAAUAGUGGCAUCAGUAUCUAUAAGGGGUUGCGUUUCUGUGAAAUCUUUGAAGAGAUUACUCGUGACCAAGCUUUCACUGUUCUGCCAAACUGGAAAUGCAAUAGCAAAGGUGAUUUUUGCAGUAAUUUGGGUCCAUUUGAGGUGGAUAAAGAGAUUAAAGCAACAAAUGGCAGUUUUAAAGGUGUCAAACUUCAUAUGCAGUAUAUUAAAUGUGAGCAAACAACUGCACGGGGAAAUGCCACUUCUGCGAGAGUUUCGGCUGUUUUUAGAGCUGUUUCACCAUUGGAGAAUCUGUAUACCGCAGGAAAGAGGUCUGGGCUCAGCAACAUGACUGUUGCUGCUGAGGGAUUCUGGAAGUCUACCAGUGGGCAGCUUUGCAUGGUUGGCUGCCUUGGAUUUGUUGAUGCCUCAGGGAGUAGCUGCAAUUCUCGGAUCUGUUUGUAUGUACCUAUCUCGUUUUCCAUAAAGCAAAGAAGCAUUAUUUAUGGAACUCUUUCCAGCAUCAAUAACAGUAGUCCGUCGUACUUUCCUCUCUCAUUUGAAAAGCUAGUGCAGCCCACUGAACUGUGGAACUAUUUCAAAGCUUCCAAUCCUUAUUACAGUUACACAAAAAUCAAUUCUGCUGGUGCCAUUUUAGAAAGGGACACAGCCUUCAGUUUUCGAACUAUUAUCAAGAAAUCAUUGCUGACAUUCCCCAAACUGGAAGACACUGAAGCUUACCAAGUUAGUCUUUCUCUUUUAUCAGAAGAUCUCACCCUUCAUGUGUCAGCGGUUCCUGAUCCUCGUAGUCCCCAAUCUCCAAGGAUUGAUAUUCAGAUGGAAAUUCUCUCAGUUGGACCCUUGUUUGGGCGCUAUUGGUCUGCGCAAAAUGGUUCCACCACAGAAGAGGAGAUUCCUUACCAUACAAAGGCUGAAUACACAGAAAAGCAACUUCUUCUGAAUGUAUCAGCACAACUCACAGUCAGUGGAAAAGACUACAGUAAUUUUUCUGUUCUUUUCUUGGAGGGUCUUUACGAUGAGCAUGUUGGUAAGAUGUAUCUAGUUGGUUGCAGGGAUGUCAGAGCUUCAUGGGAAAUCUUAUACGAGAGCAUGGAUCUUGACUCUGGGCUGGAUUGCUUAAUCGAAGUGGUUGUCUCAUAUCCUCCCACUACAUCUCGGUGGCUAGUCAAUCCAACAGCCAGCAUUUCCAUAGCCAGCCGCAGAAAUGAAGAUGACCCCCUCCGUUUUAAUACAGUCAAGUUCCAGACUCUUCCAAUUAUGUACAGGAAGCAGCGAGAAGACAUCCUCUCUCGUAGGGGCAUUGAGGGAAUCCUCCGGAUUUUGACUCUUUCACUGGCAAUUGCUUGCAUUUCCAGCCAACUGUUUCACAUCAAGCAUGAUCCAGAUUCUGUUCAUUUUAUAUCUCUUGUCAUGCUAGGUGUCCAAGCCAUUGGUUACAGCCUUCCUCUUGUCACUGGAGCCGAAGCUCUUUUCAAGAAGAAAGCUUCAGAAUCUUAUGAAUCUGCUUAUGAUCUUGAGAACAGUCAGUGGUUCAAGAUACUUGAUUAUGCGGUGAAACUUCUUGUUCUGGUCUCAUUUUUACUGACUUUAAGGCUUUGUCAGAAGGUAUGGAGAUCUCGCAUUAGAUUACUAACACGAGCUCCUCUUGAACCCCAUCGCGUACCUAGCGAUAAGCGGGUAUUCUUGACAACCUUGACUUUACAUUUAGUUGGGUUCAUAAUUGUUCUAAUUGUUCAUAAUACGAGGACCAGCCAGAAUUCUAUUUGGGCAACAAGAUUUAAUUUUGCUAGAGCAGAGUCUCAUAUGCGGGAUUGGGAGACUGAGCUGGAGGAGUAUGUGGGUCUUGUCCACGAUUUUUUCUUGCUCCCACAAAUCAUUGGCAACUUUAUUUGGCAGAUUGAUUGUAAACCACUUAGAAAGAUUUAUUUCAUUGGAAUCACACUGGUUAGACUUUUCCCACAUAUUUAUGAUUACAUUAGAGCUCCAGUUCUCAAUCCGUACUUUGCUGAGGACUACGAGUUUGCGAACCCAAGUAGGGAUUUUUACUCAAAGUUUGGGGAUGUUGCUAUACCUGUGACAGCAAUUCUUUUUGCAGUUGCAGUUUAUAUUCAGCAGAGAUGGAAUUAUGAGAAGCUCAGCCAGACCCUAACUGUGGGGCAAUAUCGGCUUCUUCCCUUAGGGUCCAGAAUGUAUGAGAGAUUGCCUUCCAGUUCCCAGGCAUUUGAAGCUGAGCUUGUUUCAGGUGUCAAUGGCAAUUCUACACAUGAGAAAGAGCACGAUGUGGAAUGAUGUGGAGUCCUUUUGAAAUUACAGAGCCGUUGUAAACAUGCAUGCGCAUUUGGUGUUAUUUUGGACGGUUGUUGUUACCUAUAAGAUGUUGGCCUUUUAGAAAGAGUAAUUAAACAAGAAAAGUUUCUCCUGAAUGCUUUUGUCCAUUUUACGUUGAUAUAUAGGAUAUUUUUGCAGUAAAUUUUUGUUUCAUUUGGAAACUCAACUAGCCCUGGAGUUUAAAACUCAACUAGCUCUGGAGUUUAAAGAGUCUGGGUUUCAGAACUAAACUUUAAAAUGCUAUAAUGUUUUUCGGCAUUUAAUAUGGUUAUUGUUAUCAAAUGCUGGAUUUUGUUUGUUGCUUCAAA
Molecule: messenger RNA, 4025 nt
Organism: Ziziphus jujuba (common jujube)
Lineage: Eukaryota; Viridiplantae; Streptophyta; Magnoliopsida; Rosales; Rhamnaceae
Exons: 1
Coding region: 493-3678 (1061 amino acids)
Cellular component (GO): intracellular membrane-bounded organelle
Source: RefSeq, a predicted model, not a curated record